Molecule: messenger RNA, 1551 nt
Organism: Episyrphus balteatus (marmalade hoverfly)
Lineage: Eukaryota; Metazoa; Arthropoda; Insecta; Diptera; Syrphidae
Gene: Shc
Product: SHC-transforming protein 4
Exons: 8
Coding region: 237-1526 (429 amino acids)
Biological process (GO): cell surface receptor protein tyrosine kinase signaling pathway; intracellular signal transduction
Cellular component (GO): plasma membrane
Molecular function (GO): receptor tyrosine kinase binding
Source: RefSeq, a predicted model, not a curated record
UGUUAUCUCUGGUGCAGCUGCGAGAUUUUUGAUUAAUGUGAGUCAUUCAAGCAAAAGCAAAAACAGACAUUGAAAUUUACGAAUAUUACUUACAUAUAUGUAGUUUUUAAAAUUAUCCAGCCCAUGAUGUUUUCCAUAAAAAAUAUUCAGAUGUGCUUUUUCAUAGCUGCCAUCGUUUAGAAGAUACCUAUAUACAUUGAACCAGGGACGGAGUGCAAUACGAGUAUACUUGAAUUAUGCUACGGGGUGUCGUAUGUGAAUCAACAAGUUCUGAGGAAUGUGGAAAAAACACCACUCUCCACAGUAGAGAGGAUUUAAGUAAGAGCCAAAUCUCUUUUGAAGAAAGCUCAAGCAGUGGAGCGGCAGGUGGAGACGGCUGCUUAUAUCCAGACAACGUUAUCAUGGAUGAUGGAGUAUCUUUUCAAGUUAGGUACACCGGUUGUCUUGAAGUAAAGACUUCAAUGAAGUCAUUGGAUUUCCAAACUCGCACACAAGUUGCUAGAGAAAGUAUUAAUCGAGUUUGCGAAGCAGCGGGGCUUAAAUGUGCUGGAAAAAGACGAAUAGAUAAAAGAAUUCUUCAGUACAUAUCCGACAGACCGUGUUUGCAAAAUGCCGGAACUAAUGUCAUCAUCAAUGUGAGUAGCAAGGCGCUGAAUUUAGUAAAUACUGAAACUGGUGAUAUAAUUGUCAAUCAUAAUAUGCCGAGAAUAUCAUUUGCAUCGGGUGGAGAUUCUGAUACACUUGAUUUCUUGGCUUACAUUGCAAAAAACGAAGAUGAUUGGCGUGCUUGUUAUGUUUUGGAAUGUGGAGGAGGUCAAAGUGAAGACCUGAUAGUCACCAUAGGCAAAGCAUUUAUGCUUAGAUAUAAUGCUCUAAAUAAAAACACGAGCCCUUAUCCGAAUAAGAACUACAACAUCGGUAAUGCAAACGACAAAGAUUACUACAAUGAUCUACCAAACAAACUACCACCGGAUCUACUAUGUGAAAAUAAUUUGCCUCACAAAGUUACACAGCUUCAUAUUAAAAAACCUCGAAAUCGUCUUAGUAGCAAUCUUAUUGAUCUCAAUAGUCCACCCCCAGAUCAAAUUGCAAAAAUGAAUCUCUCAAGCUUUGAAACUUUAAAAGAAGAACAAUCAUCACCAGCAGUUCGAGAUGUAUUUGACAUUCAACCUUUUUCACUGUCAGCUGAAGUUCAACGUUCACAACUUAUGACAGAGUCUUGGUUUCAUGGUGGGAUAAGUCGACCAACUUCCGAAAGUCUUCUAUGCUACGAUGGUGAUUUUUUGGUUCGAGAAUCACAAGGUAAACAUGGGCAAUAUGUUCUAACUGGACUAGAAGGCAAAACACCAAAACACUUACUACUUAUCGAUCCCGAAGGAAUAGUAAGAACUAAGGAUCGAAUAUUUGACAGUAUAAGCCAUUUAAUAAAUUAUCACUGGUACAAUACAUUACCAAUAAUAUCCGAAGAGACUGAAUUGGUUUUGAAAAACCCUGUUUUAAAAAAAUUUAUUGUUAAAGAAGAUUAAAAGAUUUCUUUUCCUUGGCUUUUGA